ACUAACCAUGCAUAAAAUUAUAAGUCCAAGGAACAAACGAAUGGGCAACAAAGGUCCUCACUGGGGUAUUAUGUGACAUGCAAAGCAAAAAUUAAUCACUCACUCUCUUCACUAGUGGGAUCGGGACCUUUUUGGUGCAAAGAAUGUGAACAAUCAUCAACACUCGGCCCUAUCGUCUCUUCAACACGGUGGCAACCUCUAAUGUUAGAGUUCACGGGACGGUUGGCAUCACUAGCUUGUCCGCAGGUCUUAGACACGAGUUCAAAUAACUGGAAAUUGUUUUUGACAUGGGGAAAAGGAGUUUUGGGUUGUGGCAAACACAUCAUGAGGUCCUACAUCUUCACCCUAAACCUGGAGGUUCUAUGUUUUCGACUAAGAACCUUCCCAACAAACAAUGGACACUAGCAUCGGCCAAAAACCUUGCUUAUCCCUUCCAACCUAUCACCCAUCAUGAACGACCUUUAAGCGCUCUUCCUCGCUCUACUCUUGCUAUCACAUUUUGAAUUGUUAGUGAAGGAGUUCUAAAACAAUGUGGCGGUGUCAGUGACUUGAAUACCAAGAAACCCAAUGAGAGCAUUGAUGACUUGAUAUUUACACAUGUUUUUGUCCACCAUUCUUAUACUGUUUGAGCCUCGUCUCUCGUGUUUUAGGCCGAUUUCACGCUAGGUUGUUCUUGUUUGUGCUAUUUCAGGUCCUAGUACGUAAAGGAAGGUUUGGGCACGAUUUCGGGGUCGAUUGAACGAAGUUGGGACGUUUGACGAAAAGCAGAGGAAACCACACGGGCUGACCUAAAUUCCACACGGCCGUGUGACUUGGCCGUGUGGAACCCCUUUGCGCGGGCAAAGCCACACUGGCGGUGUAAGGGCCCUUUCUGGCCGUGUGGGAUUUCCAGAGAAUUCACACGGGCAUGCAAUAUUUCUACACGGACGUGUGGUUUAGGCCGUGUAGCGUACUUUGUGUCACUUAAUCAAACGCCGCAUUUUGAAACGUCACACUGGCAGCUGGGGAUUUCACGCGGUCAUGUGGCCUGGCCGUGUGAUCGGGCAUAACUGGGUAUUUAACCCAAUUUCGGGUCAUUGAAGGGGGAGAUGAUUUUCCAGAGCAAAAACAGAGUCCUAGAGAGAUAAAGUGCGAAGAACAAACCCUAUAGAUGAUUUUGGAGCUGGGUUUCAUCAAUCAAGCUUGGAUUUCAUCCUUGGAGUGAAGAUUAUCAUCCCAAAGCAGAUUAUUCCCAUCAUUAUGAGUAUGACUGCUUUGUAUUUUGUUUUCCUCUCUCCCUCUCUCUAUGGAUUAGAAAUCUCUCACUUGGAUAUGAAGAAACCUAGUUCCAUGUGGAUAUUGAUUGUAAUGACUUUUAGAUUGAUAUACUGUUCUCUUAUAAUCGAUUGAUGCAUGAUUCAUUGAGUCAAUUGAAGCCUGAUCAACUUUUCUUGAUUUCUGUUGCAACCUGAGAUAGAUAGAAUCUGAUUAGGUUGUUGGAGCUUCUUCAAUCGCUAGUAGUGAAUUGAUUAUACGAGAGUUAGUCAAUUCACUACUUUGUACUGGAAUCUAAUUCCAAUAGUGAAACUCUAUGUUAAUUGCCUCAGCGUUCUAUCCCGGUGAAGUCUAGUCGUCUGCCGGGUAGUCUGUCUGAGAGGGAUUGGUCAGCUAAAGAGAUUCCAAGCUACUGUCGGAUCUUCCGCAGUUUAAUCAACAGUAAAUCAACCAAAGAAAAUUACAAAUUUGACCUAACUAAGGAGCUAGGGGGACUCAUUCCCGAGUGACUCUUCCCUUGCUAAGAAACUUCGAACCAUUUCCUGCUUUCUUACUGCUUUUGUUUUCAAUCACUCUCACUACACUUAGUCCCGCUAGAUAACAGGUAGUCACGGAAUAUGCAUUAGAUCUAGACCCCCGGUUGAUAAAUUGAACUUGCCACUAUUUUGAAUUUCCAUUCUGCGAUUGCACUUGGUCACAGUUUGUUGUUGUGUUUUAGCGUGUCAAGUUUUUGGCGUCGUUGCCGGGGACUCCUAGGUUGUUGGAGAAACGUGAAAGUCUGUUACGUUAGCAUUUUUCUUUUCUUUUCCACCCUUGCUUUUCACUUGGGUGUUUUGUUUUUGUUGGUGCAGAUCUGAAACAUGGAUCCUCUUGGCUUCUCCAACCAUUGGGGGUAUCAACCACCAUCUGGCUAGUAUUACCCCGAGACUUCCUGGAGCAAUCAAGGAGGAGAGGACUAUGGAUUCGGGUUUCAGUACCAACCCCCUACUAUGUAGAACAACCAAAGCCUUGGGAACCUCAAUAACAAUCUCCUUUUUAAGAAGAAUUCCUCCCACAACUAGAGGGGCUUUCUGAGUUGGAGUUAGCCAUGGCGGCCUUCACGGGCCAUUCUGCAGAGCCAUGCUACACUCCACUGGAAGAUCCGAACAAACAAUUGAGGCUUCUUGUGGGGCAGUUUUCUCGAGACAUGGAGAGAUCAUGCUCCAAGAUGGAUCUUCAAAUCCAAGCCCUUGCCCCUUCUGAUCCCUCAUUUCUCCAUGAAAUGGAGGAGGCUGUUCAAUGCUCAACGAAGCAAAUAGAGUGGGUGGAGCAAGUUUGCGCACAGUCUGCUCAAGAUCACCUUUCUGCUACCAUACUCGAAGAGGAGGAGGAUGACGAAGGCUACGAGGACAUUGUGGAGCAUAUAGAAGUUGUCGCGGAGAGCUCUCGUGAUAAUCAUGAUCAGGAAUGUCCUGUGGUGGCAUAUCACACCUUUCCCCAUUUCUGCUCUGACAGGAUGGGCCCGAGCAAGGAGAUGCACGAUGAUCUUCUUGAAGAAAUUGCUUGGUGACUUGCUCUCCAAUCGGUGUCGGAAGAAGAAGAACGAGAAAGGGUGAGGAAAGAAGUUAUGGAGGAUGACAGAAGUGAAGAAAAAUGAUUUCUUGAUCUAUCCAAGGGGGUAUACCACAUUUUGAAGAUGGAAGGGGGGGGGGGGGGGUUGAAGAAGCAAGUGGUGUCCAGGUGGAGGAUGAAGUUGAGGUGGAAGAGGUUUGCACCGACCAUGAGUUACAUGUGCUAUCUCCAUCAAACUUCGAGGAGCUUCUUGGCAAGGACCCAUUUGCAGUGUCUCUUUGCUAGACCAAGACCACAUCAACAUCAAUCCCUCUUGGUGGAUGAGAUGGUGGUCAAUCGAUGAUAUCUUAUAUGGUUUUGGGCAAUAAGACAAGAGUAGACGC
Molecule: messenger RNA, 3188 nt
Organism: Linum trigynum
Lineage: Eukaryota; Viridiplantae; Streptophyta; Magnoliopsida; Malpighiales; Linaceae
Source: the annotation of a GenBank genome assembly